AUGGCUAAUCAACUACAAUCAUCAACAACCACCUCGGUGGAGCUCCGUUCCCUAGGCGGAGCAGAAGAACGCGCCCAUCGAGCGGAACCAACGGCCCCAGAAUCCGAACCCAACGACCUAAUGCAAGCCUCUGCAAUUGCCGACUCUGAGGUCCCAGACGGUGGGUACGGCUGGAUUGCUGUAUCCGCGUGCGCCGUCAUGACGUGGUGGUUCGUAGGGACGUCCUAUAGCUGGGGUGUUCUGCAAGCCGCGCUCGUCAAAGAGGGCGUUUCGUCGUCGUCGACACUGGCGUUUGUUGGCUCGCUUGCCGUCGCUUGUAUCUCGUUCCUGGGAAUUAUUAAUGCGAGGCUGAUUCGCUGGUUGGGGGCGCGGGUUUGUGCGGUGUCUGGGGUUGUGUUGUUGGGCAUGGGUGAGAUCUUGAGUGGCUUUGCCGUGAAGAGUAUUGGGGGGCUAUUUGUUACUGCUGGGGCAGUUAUGGGACUGGGGAUUAGUCUUUGCUUUAUGGUCUCAGCAGUUAUUCCAGCCCAGUAUUUUAAGGCUAAGCGCGGAAUCGCCAAUGGAAUCGUCUAUGCUGGGGGAGGUCUUGGUGGAGCAGUCAUCAGUUUCAUCGUCGACGCGCUGAUCCAAAGUACUGGCGUUGCCUGGACAUUCAGGACACUGGGUCUACUAACCCUAGCCACGGGCAUCCCAGCAGCCCUCUUUAUCAAAGAGCGUGUGCCAAUCCGCAAGUCCGCUGCUAUUGAAUGGCGCCUCUUCCGCGACCCCCGCUUCACGCUCCUCUUCUUCGUCGGCGCAAUCGCCAUGUUCCCGCUCUUCGUCCCACCCUUCUUCCUCCCCUUGUUCACCUCCUCACUGGGAAUGAAGUCCUCCGUCGGUGCCGGCGUAGUCGCUGCAUUCAACUUCUCUUCUGCGCUCGGCCGGCUCAUGUGCGGAUACUGCAGCGACACACUAGGGCCGCUGAAUACGCUCUUCAUCUCCCUCCUCCUCAGCGCCGUGAGCAUGCUUGUCCUGUGGCCCGUCUCUAGCUCUAUAGGGCCACUCGUCGCAUUCGUCAUCAUUAACGGCAUGUCGAACGGCGGGUUUUUCUCGACCAUGCCUACGGUUGUAGGGAAUGUAUUUGGGUCUGCGCGGGUGAGUGUCGCCAUGGCGAUGAUUGUUACGGGAUGGGCUGGGGGGUAUUUACUUGGUGCCCCGAUUGCAGGGUACAUCCUCGAGGCUUCUGGUGGCAACGAGGGUGGAAUUAACGCGUAUAGACCUGCGAUCUUCUAUGCUGGGUCAUUGGCCUUCACUUCAGCAGUGUUGGCAGCGGCUAUCCGGUUGAAGACGGAUAUGAGUUUGAAGAAGAGGCUGUAG
This is a messenger RNA of Aspergillus puulaauensis, 1353 nucleotides long. RefSeq lists its product as uncharacterized. Gene Ontology annotation, biological process: transmembrane transport. Bases 1 to 1353 code for a protein of 450 amino acids. Gene Ontology annotation, molecular function: transmembrane transporter activity. NCBI's taxonomy places the organism in Eukaryota, Fungi, Ascomycota, Eurotiomycetes, Eurotiales, Aspergillaceae. Gene Ontology annotation, cellular component: fungal-type vacuole membrane. The record is from RefSeq and is a predicted model, not a curated record. The transcript is spliced from 5 exons.